Molecule: messenger RNA, 5772 nt
Organism: Apus apus (common swift)
Lineage: Eukaryota; Metazoa; Chordata; Aves; Apodiformes; Apodidae
Gene: CYGB
Product: cytoglobin
Exons: 3
Coding region: 395-934 (179 amino acids)
Biological process (GO): oxygen transport
Molecular function (GO): heme binding; oxygen binding; iron ion binding
Source: RefSeq, a predicted model, not a curated record
AGAGAGGGAGAAAAGUGAGCUCACGUUCACACAUUGCUCAAGAGGCUGGUCUUGCGAUGCCUUUGAAUAUUACACUUUCAGGCAGUUCCCCAUCAGUCAGCCGCACACACCCGAGCCGAGCUGAAGCCACGGAGAGCACUAGGGGAUCUGAAAUCUAAUCGCAUGCAUCAUUCCUGCAGGAUAUUUAUUUUUUAAAUUACACAUCCAAACACGCCGGGAGGCAGCUGCUCUCGCACACACACACACGCACACACACACACACCCUGACAUCCACACGUCGGCAGAGCCGCUCAGCAAACACCUUGUCUCUUCUGGCAGGAUAUAGACCCGGCUCACACACAUCUCUCUCUUCGUCUCCUCCUGGCUUCCCGGAGGAUCGUGCCGGCUGUUUUUCAUGGAGAAAGUCCAGGGAGAAAUGGAGAUUGAGAGAUGGGAAAGAAGUGAAGAGAUUUCAGACGCAGAAAAAAAGGUGAUCCAGGAGACAUGGAGCAGAGUCUAUGCAAACUGCGAGGACGUCGGGGUCUCCAUACUCAUCAGGUUUUUUGUCAACUUCCCAUCAGCCAAGCAGUACUUCAGCCAGUUCAAGCACAUGGAGGAUCCCCUGGAGAUGGAGAGGAGCUUGCAACUGCGUAAGCACGCUCGGCGGGUGAUGGGGGCCAUUAACACUGUGGUGGAGAACCUCAAUGACUCCGAAAAGGUCUCCUCUGUUCUGGCCCUGGUGGGCAAGGCCCAUGCCCUCAAGCACAAAGUGGAGCCCGUCUACUUUAAGAAACUCACCGGUGUCAUGCUGGAGGUCAUUGCUGAAGAAUAUGCCAACGACUUCACCCCGGAGGCCCACAGUGCCUGGACCAAGAUGAGGAGCCUCAUCUACACCCAUGUGACAGCAGCAUACAAGGAGGUGGGCUGGGCUCAGUACCCCACUGCCACCCUGUGAGCGGCCACGGGGCCGGGCGAGGGGCAGGGAGGGCUUUGCUCACCCCAGGACUUCACUCUGGUCUCUUCUCAAGAUCUUUUGCUCAGUCUGGGUGAGCCCGGUAGGGUCAGCUCUGUCAGCUGCCAAGUCACAAUUUGAUCUCCACGGGGUUUUAAAAACAAACAAAAUCAGCCAAAAAAUAAUAAUAAUGAUAGAAGCACGAAGGGUGUGGGUGGGUGGGGGUGAGGCAGUUGCAGGGGAUGCUGGAAGGGGAUGCAGAGUGCAAGGGGAGACUGUAGGUUGUUGGCUCCAUCUUACUGUCCUGGCCUGUCCAUCACCACCUCCCACAUCCUGCACCUCUCUUGCACCACCCCAAAACCCCAAGCUCUGCUGCACAGCAGUGACAUGUAGCCCCGUCCACUGAUGAACAACUUGACCCUUGUUUUCCACACCAAGCCCCUGGGUCAGCCCAGCUCCUUGCUUUUGGGUGUGCCACGUUCACGGGGACCACUGACUGGCACCAAAGCCAAUUUUGCUUUGCACUUUCUCUGCUCCCCUGGCUGGGUGGCAGGGACAAUGGCUGCUCCCAGAGCCCCUCUGGGCUCUCCAUCACCCUCACCUUUCCUGUCAGCCACAGUCCCUCUUCUUGGCUGGCUGUUGCAAACCCUCCUGGGAAUGGAGAAGAUGGGAGAGAUGUGCUCCCCCAGUGUGGGAGGGCAGGGAAGGUGCCUUUGGGCUGUCUCCCCUCGUGGCUCUGAGCAUGGUGUGCAGGUGGGAUCCCUGUGCCAGGUGCAGGGACCUGGUGAGCCCACCUGCCUCCCCUCAGCUCCUGCUGGCAGCAGGGAUGUGGGUGAGGAUGGGUAAGGGUGGCAGGUGGUGUGCCAGCACCCUGGGAGUUGGCAUGUGUAGGUCUGUCUGUCCAGCAGCAGGAUGGUGUGGAGAUGUGGGGCUGGGGCAGCUCUGCCCUGCUUGGGGUUCAGGAGGGAGAAGAAGAUGAAGUGGACAUAGGAGGAGGGAUUCCUGGGCAUGAAGAAAGGUCCCUGGUCUGUUCAAAAUGAAAUACCUUGUUACAUAGAGAAUAUUCCUGCCCUCCUGGUGAAACUGGGUUCCUUCAAGUAAAGUGCCUGGUAGAAACCAGCCCCUGCAGGAGGUGGGUCCCUCCAUGGGGGGCAGUGCCCCUGCCAAUGCCUGCCAAAGGGCUCCUUCCCAAAACUGAGAUGUGGCUCCCAGAACUCAUCCUGCCUCCAGCACCAACUCCUCCUCCUGAAGCUGUGGGUGAGUCUGCUUGGUUUCUGCCUCAGUUUCUCCUUUGAGAAGAAGGGAGGAGGAGCAGCCCUGCUGCCUCCUGCACACAUGUGCUUGGAUUUACAGGAUAUUUUGGGGACUAAUUCCCAAAAGAUUAGGGAUGACACAUCAGGUGUGCUAGGAAGCUUUGGCAUCCUUGCCACCCAGUGUUUCCCAAAAUGUCUCUUACAUGUGAAGCUCUUAUCUUCAGGGCAAUGUUACCUGUUGAAGGGGAAGAGGGGGGUUCUUCUCUGAGAUUUCCUCUGGCCUCACUCCCCAACUGCCCUCAGGAGCUGGGAGCUUUCUGGGAACACCAGCUCCUCUCCUGGAUGUUGGCUGGGCAGGCAGUGAGUCCAUGGGAUCCCCAGGGCACCCAUGGGGACACUGCUGGAGGGGGCAGCAGGAACCCAGGCUCACCUCCCUUCCCUGGAGCAGCCAGCCAGAACCUCCUGCUUUGCUCAUCUGUGCUUUUAAUCAUCCCAAGGAAAAAUAGGCUUGUUUUGUUUGGGUUUUUUUACCUGUUCCUGGUGUUAUGCUUCUGUGCCAAGAGGUUCCUCUGUCCCCCAGCCCUGGCAUUGCCAGGGGGGUUGGUCAGCAGUGGGUGCCCACUACCAGAAAAUCUCUCUGUGGGGUUUCCCCCUUUCUUCUGCUGGCUCUAACAGUAGGAUCCUUCUCAGGAUCCAUGGGAGCCUGUAUGGAGGGGCAAAUCCCAGCCCCUCCAUCACUCUUGCUGGGAUGCUGGCCCAUCCCACAGCUGGGCAGUGACCCAGGGACUGCUGCUCAAAGCAGCAGGGCAGGUGUGCUUGGGGGAAAACAUCUCCCGUUCCUCUGGACUUGGUUAGGUGCAGCCAGGUCUUUGUGCCAUCACCUGCUGCCCUGGCUCUGGGCAAAAGGGAGUCUGGAUAGAGCUCUCAACCUCUUGGCUGUGCUCCCCAGUGCUGCCUUGCCUCCCUGCAGAGCCCUGGGCCCAGGGUUAGUCCCAGAAUGGCUCCAGGACUCCACUAACACUAGUACAGUUGCUCUCUCUGGCCUUGCAGUUCUUCCUUCCCCAUCUCCCACAGUAAAACAAGUGGAGAGGAGCAGUGGGGCCAGGAGCCACAGCAUGAACUGGGUGUACAGAGAGGGUUGGGUGGCAAUAACUGCCAGACAUGGCUGCCCUUGGCGUGGCAACGUGCAAUGUCAAGGGGCUUCUAAAAGGGACAGGCAUGGGGUGACAAGUGAUGCCACUUUGCUGCUGGGGUGGGCUGUCAUUUAGCAUCAGCACCUCUGAAAUUCAGCCCACCAGCCUGCACCCCUGAAGUGCCAGCAGCUGAUGCCUCCAGCUCUUAUCAAAGCAGCUGCUCAGCCCUUGUCCAGCUGGAGGAGGCAUCUUUCAAACAUCAGCUGCUGGCUGGGGCAGGGUUAGGCCCAGGCAGAUGGGAAAAGACCUGUUCAGUCGUUGACUUCACUCCAGUGCAAGACUGGAGAGUGAUCACUUGGAGCAAGACUGUUAGAUACCAUUUUGGGGGCACAUCAGGGGGCUCUUGAGCACAGCUUCACCCACGGCUGCCAAAGCCUGGGGCCAGCGAGGCGUGUUUUUGAUGAGCUCAUGUACUCCCCGUGCUCUGUGGCUGCUGGGCCAUGGAUGUUUCCCUGCAGGGUCGUUUCAUCCUUAGACAAAGAUCCCACAUGAACCUUGGAGGUUAAUAUUCUCCAGGUGGGGAUUUUAUUUUUGCAGUACAAACCCUUCCUCUCCCUUCUCACAACCAAAACCGGGCUCGGCCACGGUCAGCGGGGAAGCAAAUUUGGGGUUGGCUGGGAAGUCCCCACUUUCAUGCCUGACCCACCCGACUGCCUUGGCUUUGGGGGAGCAGCAGUGAGGUUCCCCCCCACACCUCACCUUUCAACCGGGCUUGGCUUCUGGGUUUCUUUUUUGCAUCCCUAUUAAAAACCAGACCCGUGACCUCGUGCGCCCACGCGUGUGCUGGGCUGGGGGGUUGUUUUCCAGGCACAUUUUUCUCAAGCAGAUCCAGAUGUGUGCAGCUGCUGGCCCUCCACGAGCCCGUCCCACCCCCGGCAGCCAAAUUACAGGCCGGUCAAAUCGAUGCGAACAAAAACAUGUUUAUUUUUACCAGCUCUGUAGGAAGGAAGAUGAAGCGGGGAGGGCGGCCGGGGCAGAGCCUGGGGAGGGGAGGAGACGGAGCUCAAGCGACCGCCCCCUCUUUGCCGCCCGCAGCCCAGCAGGAAUUGUUUAAAUCGGGGAAAAUUCUCAUCUGGGGAGAGAGAGAAAAAUGAAGAGGGGAAAAAAAGGCAAAAAUACCAUUCCAGCGUGACAGGGCUGAUAAAUGCUGUGUGGAAAGAGCAGAAAAGGGAGGUUGGGUGUUGGCUCUGAGUGGGACUCUCCAGGCACGUGUGUGCACACGCCUGCACGGCUGCUCCCUCUUACUGCCAGCCCCGUGGUCCCUCCCGAGCCCCCCACAGCCAGCUGGGGACCCCCCUUAUCCCCUUUCAGGCCCUGCUCGCUGGGGCUUCACGUUUCACCUUCUGGCACACUUGGGCUGGGUGAGGGCACUGCCCGUGUGCUUUGGGCUCAGCUCUCCUUGGCAGUGGCAGGUAGGAGCCAACUUGCAAAGUGAUCCCCCCCAAAUUCAUGUCCCUUUGGGGACACUUGCUCUUAGCACUCAGCUUGUGUCCCCUCACCCUGGGUUUGAUGCUGCCUUUGGCCGGAGGGAACUUGGCACUGGAGGAACGGGGAGCAUUAGGUUGGGAUGGGACCCCACCCCACUCAGUCCCCCCUGUCCAGCACUCAUGGCAAGCCUAGCUCCAUAUGCAGCUGGACAGACACCCCAACGCCACCGAGGACCUUGUGCCACCACAUUGGUCUUCUCUCAUGGUGACACAACCCCCCACAGCUGAGGACAGCCCAGCCACGUGCUUGCAGGGGGACUCCUCUUGCAUCUCUGCCAGUUUGCUCCAGUUUGCCCCAGUGAAGGGCACCCCAGUGUCUCCCUGCUGUCUGGGGAGGCGCCCAGUGACUUUAGUGGGGACCAGAUUUUGGCUGGGUGGCCUCUGGCACGGGAACUGGGCCUUCCCCAGCCCUGCCUGCGGGGCAGCAACCCCCGGGGCACAUCUGUGGGUGUGAGGACCACUUGGGGAGGGCCAUGCCAGGCAAAUGUGAGGGAGGGUGGGAAGGAAACCCCCCCAACUAACCUUGGACCAACUCAUCCCAAAGGGAGGGAUAAAACCACCCGCCUGGCUCUGACCUAUUUAACAGGCUGCGACGCUAAUUAUUUUCCAUAGCUGAAGUUGUCUCUAAUUGUUAGUACGUCUUGACCAGUCCCACCGUGACCCACAGACAUGAGCCAGCGUGGUCUGAUGUAAUUCCAUGUCUUUCCUGUUAACUGCUGCAGAUACUGUUCCUGUACAUGUCUGGGUGCUUCCGUGCUGGUUUUCCACGUGCCGCUCCGUGUACGAUGGGUGUAACUUGUUCCUUCUUUUUUUUUUUUUUUUGUAGGUUUUUAGUAUGUUUGUAACCAGGCAGAGUGGUGUUAUUAAACUGAAACCUGUAUCUUCAGUGGAUAAAUCGAUCAAACCCC